AUGCGGUCCGUGGUGGCCGGCACCAAAAACGUGCUGGAAUCGGUGAACAAGACGCGGUCGGUGAGGAAGGUGGUGGUGACGGCGUCCUACGCGGCGAUGGUGGCGGACCCCGACGAGGCAAGCGGCCCGGUGGGAGAGGAUUCCCACGCAACCUCCUGCGGGCCCAAGAAGCUGGUGUAUUUCUACGCCAAGAAGUUCGCGGAGGAUCUGGCCAACUACAUGGAGAGGACGCAAAGGAGGUGGAAGCUUGUGACCAUUUGCCCUGGUUUCACUCUCGGACCGCCGGUAGCCACAAGGCAGGACUCAGCCUCCUUUCGGUUCAUGUCCUGCCUCCUGGAUGGCAGCUUUUGGCCCUGCACACCUGCAGUCGGACUGCCAUUCGUUGAUGUGGAUGAUGUUGCAGCUGCGCACUGCAUCGCUGCCAUCAAAGAGGAGUCCAGGGGCAGGUAUUGUGUUGUUGCAAGAUCCAUGUACCCUGACGAUGUGGUCAGAAUUUUGAGGGAUCAUGGGUAUGGGAAGUCACACUGGCUGCCAUUUCUCAAGGCACCAAAAUGGCUGCUGCUUUGCUACGGACGAGUUUAUGGCUACGAUGGGGAUUUUGUUAGGGCUUGGUAUGGGAAGUGCCCGGAGUUCAACAAUGAGAGGUCCAGAAUGGAGCUUGGUUUGGAGUACAUUGAUUUGGAGGUCAGCGUUGUGGACAUGGCUGAGAGGCUUGUGGCGAGCGCCUUGGUGGAAGCAGAGAAUCGGUCCGUGCUGUUCUACUGGCUUUGGAAGUGUUACAGCCUGCUGCUGUGCGCGCCCCCAGACGCGGCGCGGUGCAGAGUCGAGCGUUUCAUGAUGGCUCUGCGCCUGACCAAGAGGCGCCCAGCGCCGUCCGCAGAAAAAACAGGAACGUUGGCAGAAAGGGCUAUGUCAGAAAUUCAACUGUCAGAUAGGGGGAGCUUGGCGGGGCCAUCGCAGCCACCCGCCCAGGAAAGGGUUUGA
This is a messenger RNA of Ostreobium quekettii, 984 nucleotides long. NCBI's taxonomy places the organism in Eukaryota, Viridiplantae, Chlorophyta, Ulvophyceae, Bryopsidales, Ostreobiaceae. The record is from the annotation of a GenBank genome assembly.